Trichosporon asahii var. asahii CBS 2479 is the source of this 3120-nucleotide messenger RNA. RefSeq lists its product as uncharacterized. NCBI's taxonomy places the organism in Eukaryota, Fungi, Basidiomycota, Tremellomycetes, Trichosporonales, Trichosporonaceae. Bases 1 to 3120 code for a protein of 1039 amino acids. The transcript has a single exon. The record is from RefSeq and is a predicted model, not a curated record.
AUGAGUGGCGGCAGCCCGUGGCCGCCGCCGACCGGCAAAACGCAGACGCACUCGAUCCCCGGGGCUUUGGACGACCCAUCAUCCACAGGCUCGCCGAUACGCUCCUGUGCCGUUCCUCCUCCCAAUCCUGCGCCGACCUCCGAUACUCCACCUCCGACCUCAACAUCGGAGUCAACCCCGCCUCCCACGCCACGACUCCGGGCGUGGGACCUCGACCACAAAGUGCGCCCGUGGCAGGUCCAGUAUCCUCCCAAGCCUCAAGGGGACAAGAACUCACCGCCAGCAACGCUGGUUAUGUGCGCUUCCCCCGAGCCCAUGUCGGAUUCGGAACGUGUCGCGCCCGACUAUGCCAUGCCGAUGUCGACCGAGGAACGCAGGGCGCGCUGGCCGUGGCCGCUCCGUCCGCCCGAGCCGAUCACGAGGCGGGGCAAGUCGUCUAAACAGCUUCUGAGCACAGGGCCGCUGUGCGAGUCGCCCGAGCCGAUUUCCAACUCCGGAGCAGCGGGGGCGACGCUCAAGAAGACUGCAAACCAGGCGAAACAGGCAACAGGGGUACGCCGCCCGCCCCGUCCUCCUCGGCGCCGCGUCAACACGCUCUCCCUCGCUCUUCCGGACCCUUUUCCUCCGCCGCCUCAGCCCACCUCCAACGCCGAAACAGAGCCAGCUCGUUCCAGUGUAGGCGCCCGCUUCCGCCUCAUCCUCGGCACGAAGUCCCGCACGUCCUCUGCGCGUUUCCGCUUCACGUCACGAAGCAGCAAGUUGACAGAGCUGCGUCCCGAGGCCGCCACGCGUGUCCGCUUCGCGAUCGACGAGCGGGGCAUGGCACGCCUGAAUCGACCGCCUGAGACGGCAUCUGAGCGCGCGGCGCGCUUACUGGCCAAAGAGAGGCGGAGCCAGAGUCUCCGCGCGCGGCGCGAGAUGGCGCGGCGGGCCUUUGUCCGUCUCCAUAUCCAGCGCGCGAGGGAGGCCAGGCGCGAGGGGUCGGCCAUAGAGAGGUGGAGGGCCCGGGUUGCCGAUGAGGCGUGGGAGUGGGAGGACGAGAGCGAGGAGGAGGACGAAGAUGUGUUGGUGGCCAGGGCGGAGGCGAGAUGGGCUGCGACCAAGGCAAAUACUUAUGCUGCGGUCGGGGAGGAGUGCACGCACCGCAAUCCCCCGCGCGGCACUAAGAUGGUCCGUUUCGCCCGUUUGCCAGUUUACAGGCGUCCUCCGCCCAAGGGUGUCGUUCUGGAUAUCUUGUUUCCUCGCGGUGAGGUCCAGAAGAAGACCGAGAAGCCCAAGGAGCCCCUCGUCAUGAUCACCCGCACGGUUCUCAGGUCUCUCAGCACGCCAGGCCGGGACACCCUCCCACCCAAUCUGAAUGCGGAACAGAGGCGCAUCGUGAAGAGGGCGGAGACAAGGCGGGCGGAGAGUAUCCUCGUCCCGCUCCCUGUGGAGGAGAAGAACGGUGCGCAGGGAAGGUACGAAGCGGAGGAUAAGAACAGUACGGAGGAGAAGAGAAGUGAGGAGGAGCCGGAGAGCGCCAAGGAGAAGAAGGGCGUGAAGGAGAAGGGGAAGCAACGAGCGGCCGAGCCCCAGCCUCGGAGGCCUCGCAGAUUGGCGACGGUCAUGGAGGAGGACGAGGAAGAGGAGAUCGAUGUCGAGGAACAAUACAUGCUCGCAGUCAUCUUCGGUCUCGUCGGCGACGACCAGCCGGGAAGAUCGGGGGAGACGGCGCGCGAGAAGGAGGCGUUCAUCGAGGAGAUCGACUCGGACACGGAGUCGCUGGUGGAUGAAGUCCAGAAGGACGACGAGUGCUUCCCUGGACCUAGUACCUCAGCGACCGAGGCGCCGACGAAGGCAACGGAACCUAGCAUCAUCCAAGAUUCCCCCGAGAAGGGGGCAGAUGACCUGCAGGAGACCGUCGUCGCGGAGCCGAAUCUCGCGGCUGGCCCUUCGGCGAGCACGCCGCUCGCCACCUGUGCCAAGCCCGACAGUGAGGAAGAUUCUAAGGACGACAUUCCCAGGAUCCCAUGGGCCGCGAAGGGCAAGUGGAAGGCGGUGUCGAGUGACUCCGACGACGACGGCGUCGGGAUGUCGGUGCCCUAUCCACAUACGCCUGCGCCUCUGACUCCGGAGCCUUCGCCGGAUACGCCCUCGUCCAAGAUGGACGCUGAGCCGUUGAAGGAGCUGGAGGAGUCCGCUCCGUUGGAGAAGACGUCCCCGUCUCAGCAUCCUGAGAAAACUCUCCCCUCAGUUCCUUCCGAAGAGACACUCCAGUCGGUUCAGACCAGGAAGUCCCAUCGGCCGGUUCAGAUCGAGGAGAGACUCCCCUCGCUCCAGUUCAAGAAACCUUCAAUCCCGGCCCCGUCAACUGAGCCCAAGCCGAGCCCUGCGCCAAGCCCUGCGCCAACCCCCGCCUCCUCGGCCCCCCAGCCUCGUCGUCAGCUAAUGGAGGACAGCCCACGCUCCAUCACCCCUCACCCACCGCUCGUCACCCCGCCCCCGCCCGAGACAGAGUUCGCACCCGGCUCGCUGUCCUUCGCGACCCCUCUGGCCUGGAACCGGGUCCCGAUCAAGAUGAAGCCGAAGCCGCAGUGGAUCCCAUGGGCGAACCCGCGGGCGCAUCUCCAACCUCCUCCCGCGCCGCCUCCUGCCCCCACGCUCGCACGCUCACUCAAAGCCCAUGAAGAUGAGGGUGAGGAUGAGGGUGAGGAUGAGGGUGAGGAUGAGGAAGAGGAGCAGGAGGAGGUCUGGCACGACUGUCUCCCCGGCCCCUGGCCGCUGCGUAUCCCUAUGUUGCCCAGCACCCCGCCGCCCGCGUACCGCCCCCCGACGCCGCGAUUCCCGCCCCUGAGGUGGGUGCCGCAGGUCGUUGGGGGUGAGGAGCCGAGUCAGGAUCGGUACGCCCAGUACAUCGCGCGCGACCUGCCGGAGACGUUGGACGGGAUGGGCCGGCCGGUCCAGGACGAGGCUGCAGUGCCGGAGACAGAGGAGGAACUGCCCGGGUACGAGGAGCCUGCGCCUGAGCCUGGCCCCGAGCCCGAGGGGCCGAAUGAGGGUCUCCUCGUGCGUCUGCGCAGGCGCCUCUCUCGCCGCGAGGAGAGCAGUUCCGAAACCCACGUCGAGGAGGUUGCGGCGUAG